Messenger RNA from Annulohypoxylon maeteangense, 1305 nucleotides. RefSeq names its product myosin regulatory light chain cdc4. Gene Ontology annotation, biological process: mitotic actomyosin contractile ring assembly. Gene Ontology annotation, molecular function: calcium ion binding. Gene Ontology annotation, cellular component: myosin II complex. Lineage: Eukaryota; Fungi; Ascomycota; Sordariomycetes; Xylariales; Hypoxylaceae. The transcript is spliced from 3 exons. Bases 298 to 738 code for a protein of 146 amino acids. The record is from RefSeq and is a predicted model, not a curated record.
GAUCGGGAACAGCCAGUCAGCAAUCCUUUCGCACUGAGUGAUUGUAACAGUGGCUGUUAUUUGCACUGGCAACGGACAACGACGGCGCCCCUUAGGGGGUUUUGUCGGCAAACUCUUUGUCAGCUUUCCCGGAUCGUCCCAGUCCUUCGGAAAACAAAGCGAAAACAAAUAAAAUCAACAAGGAGAGCAAAACGACAACCCACAAACCGCGCAUUCGAUCGUUCCAUUUUUCUUAUCAAUUGUUCCCUCUUUACAUACGUUCGCUCUAAAAGAAUAGAAUUGCGAUAACCCGUCAAAAUGGCCACUAAUGAUACCCCUCAGGCUUCGACCAACUACAAGGAGGCUUUCUCGUUAUUCGACAAGCGAGGCAACGGCCGCGUUUCCCUCGAUAGCCUCGGCGAUCUCUUGCGUGCUUGCGGCCAGAACCCUACAUUGGCCGAGAUCAGAGAUUUAGAGCGAAAUGUCGGCGGUGACUUUGAUUUUGAGACCUUCUCGAAAAUCCUGAACCGACCAGGUGGUUUCCGCGACCCCGGAGAGCCUGACGAGUACUGCCGUGGUUUCCAAGUCUUCGAUAAGGACAUGACGGGAUUUAUUGGUGUCGGUCAACUGAAGUACAUUCUGACGAAUCUGGGCGAGAAGAUGACAGAUGAAGAGGUGGACGAACUCCUGAAGGCAGUUGACACCAGUUCAGGCCAAGUCAACUACACUGAUCUUGUCCGAACCAUCUUGGCCAAUUAAACGAUUCGCUCUAGCACAUCGAUGGAAGCCAGAGUUUAGAGGCGUAAGAAUAGCUACGUACUCCCGCAAUACUUGUUUGGGGAGAGCAUCAACGCAUCACAUUGCAUGACACCACGACUGGGAGUGAUUGGGCGUUUGUUAAUGGACGGGAUUACAUGGAAUUGGUAUGGGCCUAUUUGGUCUCUUAUGACUUGGAACUAUGGAAUUGUAACCAUAGGUCAUUGGCCAUAGGUAUGGAAUAUACAUGAAUAAACUUCCAAUGGGUGUUGAGGCCUCUUUGCCUUAUGAUGGAUCCUUAUUCCGACAUUUCUGUGCACUAGAAUUUCUUCGAUAGGUACCUAGGUACCUUAUACCAAGUGUUUACACGUACCUACCACCUGAGAGUGCGAGUGGAUCUUUGUUGAACGCAGCACUCGGUACAACGUAGGACUUUAGAUGGAGUACCUUCACAUUGCUAAUGCUUGUAAAAAGUACUUCCAAGUUUUGGAACUUCGGGUACCUUCUUCUGUACAAUUCCCCGCAGUCUAGAAUAGGUUAGAGACACCUGUAGGGUGCCUAGCUCCGUCA